This is a messenger RNA of Porites evermanni, 534 nucleotides long. Lineage: Eukaryota; Metazoa; Cnidaria; Anthozoa; Scleractinia; Poritidae. The record is from the annotation of a GenBank genome assembly.
AUGUCUGCACUCGAAGAAACUCCCGCUGUCUCUGAACCUAUCAAAGAAAAUAAUCCUCCCACUGUGUCUGAACCCACUGAGAAAAAUAUGGAAACUACAGUAAAAAGCAAGAAACCUACACUAAAAAGUUAUCGUCAAAAACUGCAAGCAAUCCAGGCACGUAUCAAGUAUCGUGAAAAAGCCAUCAAGGGAUUCAGAAACCAUCUCAAAAAGGGCACAUUUCCUAAACGGUUCAAAUCAUUACGGCCCUUCCCAAAAAUGGAAUCACCAGAAUCACAAGCAGUCGUGAAUGCGGCCUGUGAACAAGUACAUUGUGUCAUUUUAGAUCAAAUGAUUUUGGAUGAGGAGAAAAAACUUGUGCAAGAUCAAACCAGUUAUCAAACCAUGAAAAAGGAACGGGCAUGUGAACGCUCUCAGUUACUCAAGACAUCCAAAAAACCCCAGAAAUUGUCUGUGACACAGCUCAUGCAGGAACUCACCGAUUUGCAGUCCAAAUAUACCCAGCUCUGUAAUCAAUUAAACAGCACUAAGUAA